AUGCGUAGGCAGGAUUACACGCCAAUAAGACUGAUGAUGAGACGUAAGUGGGAAGUUUUCCCCGGCCGAAAUCAAUUUUGCUGCGGCGGCCGCUGCAUUUUGUCGCACGAGACGGGUGUCUUCAAGUUGACGUUGGUGCUUAUUGUCAUCACUGGCAGUCUUUUUUUCAUAUUUGAUGCACCAUAUCUGUGGGAGCAUGUUCAUCCGAUUAUUCCACUCAUCAGUGCUGCACUCUUUGCUUGGACUCUGGCGUUUCUUUUCAGAACAGCCUGCAUGGAUCCAGGAAUAUUACCGCGCUCAGCUAUAGCAGAGUCAGAGUUUUACGAGGCUGCAAGUUAUGAACAAGGAGAGGCUGGUGCUAUGUAUGUGCCACCUGCAAGAACAAAGGACAUCACAGUUAAUGGCAAAACCAUGAAGCUGAAGUAUUGCUUUACAUGCAAGGUGUUUCGCCCACCGAGGACAUCACAUUGCAGCAUGUGCAAUGUGUGUAUUGAGAAUUUUGAUCAUCAUUGUCCUUGGGUUGGGAAUUGUGUUGGAAAAAGGAACUACCGAUAUUUCUUUCUAUUUCUUUUCAUGUUAUCUUUGUUAUGUAUCGACAUUUUUGCUUCUAUCAUCUGUCAUCUUGUCGUCGAGAGUAAAGAAGACAAGAACUCAUUUGUGGAUGCUUUGCAGGCCAACCCAGCAAGUAUUCUGGAGGCAGUUGUUUGCUUCUUCUCCAUUUGGUCUGUUGUCGGUCUAACAGGAUAUCACUGCCAACUUGUUGCCACUGCCCAGACAACCAAUGAAGAUAUUAAGGGAUCAUACAGUCGUAAGCGUGAUUCACAGAAUUUCAACCCAUUUGCUUCUGGUAGUUGGUGUGGCAACUGUCUUAAUGUUGUCUGCUCCCCGGUUCCACCAAGUCUCAUUGAUAAACGAGGUUUUGUGACAAGUCAGUAUGAGGAGCAUUACGGUAUUGAGGCCUGUCAUGAGCGCUAUGGGGCUAUACCGAUAUUUGAACAGCCAUUUUCAGGUGGCCAAGUUAGUCGACCACCUCAAGCACAACACGUGACUAGAGAUGUCGACGAUAGAAUUCAAUUGCAUAGUCAUAUGGAGAAUUAGCGGUGCCCACUGACAUGUUUUCAGUAGUAUGAUGGUGAGUGUGUAGAAAUCUAGACAAUGUAUUGUUAUUGCAACUGGUUUUUACACUGUAGAAAGUGUUUCUUGUGUUAGCUGACAGGUAGACUACGUAUAGGAGAUUCAAUUUUCUUAUAAUUUUGUCA
Corticium candelabrum is the source of this 1259-nucleotide messenger RNA. Its product is annotated as palmitoyltransferase ZDHHC14-like. Gene Ontology annotation, biological process: peptidyl-L-cysteine S-palmitoylation; protein targeting to membrane. Bases 1 to 1098 code for a protein of 365 amino acids. Gene Ontology annotation, molecular function: protein-cysteine S-palmitoyltransferase activity. Gene Ontology annotation, cellular component: endoplasmic reticulum; Golgi apparatus. The transcript has 10 exons. NCBI's taxonomy places the organism in Eukaryota, Metazoa, Porifera, Homoscleromorpha, Homosclerophorida, Plakinidae. The record is from RefSeq and is a predicted model, not a curated record.